AUGACUUCAGACGCGAAAAAACGAAUAAAUUACUUCUAUGAUGAAAAAAUUGCAGAGUAUUUCCAUGGCUCUGGACAUCCAAUGAAACCAAUGCGUGUAAAGAUGACUCAUUCCUUAGUGAUGGCCUAUGGAUUAUAUAAAAAGAUGGAGAUUUUUAGAGCCAGACCAGGAACAGUGGAAGAAUUAACACAAUUUCAUACGGAUGAGUAUAUUGAUUUCCUUAGAAAAGUUACACCUAAUAAUGCGGAUGAUCAUUUAAAAGAGCAAGUCAAAUUCAGCGUAGGUGAUGAUUGUCCCGUAUUUGAUGGGUUGCUCGAAUAUUGUCAGAUAACUGCUGGUGGCUCUCUCGAGGGUGCCGCAAGAUUAAAUUACGGACUAUGUGAUAUAGCGCUUAAUUGGGCGGGUGGCCUACAUCACGCAAAGAAAGCAGAAGCUAGUGGAUUUUGCUAUGUUAAUGAUAUAGUAAUAGCAAUACUUGAGCUUCUAAGGCAUCAUCCACGCGUCUUAUAUAUAGAUAUUGAUGUUCACCAUGGUGAUGGGGUCGAAGAAGCAUUCUACACGACCGACAGAGUGAUGACAUUAAGUUUUCAUAAUUAUGGAGAUUUUUUUCCGGGAACUGGUGAUAUUCAUGAUAUUGGCUACGGGAAAGGAAAAUACCAUGCCGUGAAUGUUCCCCUUCGAGAAGGAAUUGACGAUAUAACUUAUAAAACGAUUUUUGAACCUAUUGUAACCCACGUGAUAGAAUGGUAUCAACCUUCCGUAAUUGUGCUUCAGUGUGGUGCUGACUCUCUAUCUGGGGAUCGGCUAGGCACUUUUAAUUUAACCACUAAAGGACAUGGGGACUGUGUCCGUUUCGUUAAAAAAUUUAAUAUUCCAAUGUUGGUGCUUGGUGGUGGUGGAUACACAAUAAGAAAUGUUUCCCGAUGUUGGGCAUACGAGACUGCUGUAGUAGUCGAUAAAGAAGUGCCUAUAGAGCUACCACAUACAGAGUUCUAUGAAUAUUAUGGCCCGGAAUAUAAGUUACAUUGUCCGCCAAGUAAUAUGGAAAAUAUGAAUUCCGCAGAUUAUUUAGAGACCAUAAAGCUUAAAAUUUAUGAACAUCUUGAUCGAUCACGGCAUACGCCAAGUGUACAAAUUCAAGAUGUACCUCAAAAUAGAUUUGUCGUAGAUGAUUAUGAUGAAGAUCAAGAGGACCCUGAUUCACGGAAAACACGUAAUGUGUCUUGUGUUAAAAGAUCAUGGGAUAAACGUAUUGUACCAGACAAUGAAUACGAAGAAUCAGAUGACGAAGAGAUGGAAGAGAAUGGCAGCAGUUCAAGGAAAAGCAGAAUUCCAUAUGUCCGUACAUAUCGAUAUAAAUUAUUAUACGACCAAUCAUCAAAGAAUAGGCACAAAAACAAUAACAUUAAUCCUUUGGAUACAACAAUUACUCCUGCUAAUAUCGUUGACCAGAUGGAAAUAGAUAAUAUCCCUGGACCAAAAGUUGUGCGGGAUGCAGAAAUGACAGAAGCAACAAAUUCUGUGACUGAAGUUGCCGCAUUAGCCCCAGAUUCUAUGGAAGACGGUGACAACGAUAACAGCAACAAUAAUAACAAUACUACUGCUUCUUCGAUAACAUCAGCUGCUAUGACUUCCGCUACCAACAAUGAACUACCAUCGUCAACUACUGCUGAUACAUCUACAAUUCCAGCUCCGAUAAGUAUAUCUAGCCCGAAUGAAGCUCCCCUUACUACUACUGUUACGUUAGACCAGGAAAACAAUCAUUUUCCGGAAACUGAAUAG
This is a messenger RNA of Ambispora leptoticha, 1782 nucleotides long. The record is from the annotation of a GenBank genome assembly. Lineage: Eukaryota; Fungi; Glomeromycota; Glomeromycetes; Archaeosporales; Ambisporaceae.